This is a messenger RNA of Thrips palmi, 7601 nucleotides long. RefSeq names its product broad-complex core protein isoforms 1/2/3/4/5 (gene br). Gene Ontology annotation, molecular function: protein binding. NCBI's taxonomy places the organism in Eukaryota, Metazoa, Arthropoda, Insecta, Thysanoptera, Thripidae. Gene Ontology annotation, cellular component: nucleus. The record is from RefSeq and is a predicted model, not a curated record. The transcript is spliced from 9 exons. The coding region runs from base 347 to 1921 and encodes 524 amino acids. Gene Ontology annotation, biological process: regulation of transcription by RNA polymerase II.
AUCCGGCCCGGCAUCAGCCUCAGUGGCAGCCUCGCCUCAGUGAUGGCUUUUGUGUCAAACGUUAUUUGCGAUGAUUUGUCGCGGGCCGUGGCGCUUGGAACCGCGCUUUGGGACGCUUUACCUGACCGCUGUCAAGCGCCGCGCCGGGCGUCGUCCUUUCCGUUGGCCGCGGAGGCGGUCCUGGGUCCUGGGUCCUUGCCCGGGCCGCGCUCUGCAGGGGAGAGAGCGAAAGUGGCCGUCGCGAGGUUAUGGGCCGAGGCCGGGCCUCUGCUUCGGGGCGCAUCUGUCGCGAUGUCGUUCAGUUUUCGACUCGAGAGAGGGCUGGGGACAGAGGAUUUAGAAAAAAAUGGCGGAGAGCCAGCAUUUUUGUCUACGCUGGAACAACUACCAGAGUAGCAUCACAUCAGCCUUUGAAAACCUUCGAGAUGAUGAAGAUUUUGUGGAUGUGACAAUUGCUUGUGAUGGCAAAAGUCUGAAGGCCCACCGAGUAGUCCUAUCUGCAUGCAGUCCAUACUUCAGGGAACUGCUCAAGAGUACACCAUGUAAGCAUCCCGUGAUUGUGCUGCAAGAUGUGGCCUUUGCGGAUCUGGAUGCACUUGUGGAAUUCAUCUACCACGGCGAGGUGAAUGUACACCAGCGCAACCUCACCUCGUUUCUCAAGACAGCUGAAGUCCUAAGAGUUAGUGGACUCACUCAGCAAACUGAUGGGCGUGAGGAUAGUCCACUUUCGCAACUGGCAUCCAAUGGACGAGGCCUUGGAGGGGAACAGCUCUUCAACUUAUCUCCUGCAGGACGUUCACCACCCACUGCAACAUCACCUCUUCCCACACCACCACCUCCAACUAAUGGGAGUAACCCAGCCACAAGUCCUACUAGUGUGCCCUCCAGUGCAACUGUCAACCAGUUGUUGAGACGUGCAGUAGCUGUAGCAGAAGCCUCAAAGAGGUUACAACGCAAUAGCAUUCCAACACCUCCCUUGGGAACUGAUCAGAACGAUGUAGAUCACCCUAAUGCAAAACGCCCAAGAUCCAUUAACAAUAACAGUGAGAAUGGUCCCAUCACAAAUAGUCAUUUGGAUAGGGAAUGGGAACGAGAGCAGAGAGAUAGGGAAAGAGACAGGGAAUGGGACCGAGAUGACCGCCUUUGUGAGACUGAUAUCAACGCAAAUCCUGCUGAUUUGACAAACCACCAGAUGACUCCAACAGAUUUCUCUGCAAAAAACUCUUACAGGAAAAUUGAAGUGAAGAGAGAAGACCGCGAGCGAGACAGAGACAAUGAGCAGUCGAGAUCACCAUCAUCGCGCCUCAUGGAUAAGGUGAAGGUGGAGCCUACGGAUAUGUUGCCCGGCGCAACUGAAAACAGCUCGGAUUCCGUCGAGGCUUACCAUGAACGCCACCAUAGGGGACCCCCUUCAACGUCUUCAACGGGUGAACAUGAAGAUCUGGACAGCAGCGUGCAGAGCCACCACAAUCCUGCCUUCCUUUCUGACAGCAAGCUGUUUGCUGCAGCCAGUGGUUCCUUCAAUUUCAGCAUGGCUGCUCUUGCUGCUGAUUCAGCUUUGGCUGGCAUGAAUCUUCAAGCUAAUGCAGAUGGACUAGCAGGCACUUCAACCCAAGGUAUGAAUAAUUGGACAUAUGGCGUUCCUCCACCAAUGACGGGUGGUAUCAAUGAUCCUCAAGAGUGUCCAUUCUGCCGACGUACCUUCUCGUGCUACUACAGUCUCAAACGGCACUUCCAGGACAAACAUGAGCGGUCUGACACCUUGUACAAGUGUGAAUUUUGUCAAAGAAGUUACCGCACGAAAAACAGUCUUACGACGCACAAAUCAUUACAGCACCGUGGAAGUGCUGGUAUGUUAAAGCGUCUCAUGAAGAGUGUCGCUGUCCCUGGUGCUCUGGGACAACCUCAGCCACAACCAUAGAUGCUUCGUCAAACUACUUACCAAGAAAGAAAUUGACAACAGAAACAGUUUUGUUGUGUGAAUGAUGUGUGGUGGCUUGAUCAGCUAUCAGUCGCUACUUGUAUGAAGAUAUGAAGAAAUCUGUUGAAGAUUGGCAGAUUGUUUGGUGGAGACUUUUAUGUGUGCAGUUCUGAAAGAAUUUUGUUAGCUGGAACAUUUAAUGAACCUCUAAAUGUGAAUGUGUUGUUGAUGGGAACAAGAAUUCUGGGUUACUUAAGAAUAGCUGUGUUAACAUUGUUACGGGACGACAUAUUCUGUCCAGUUCAGUGUAUAGAUAAACAAACCUUCCAUUUUUAAUUAAUGUAUUUGAUAUUUUUUGAAUCAUGACACAGGCAGGCACUCUGCAGCCAGCACCAGCAGCAACUAUGAAAGAUCAUAUUACAAUUGUUACAGAUUUAUAUUGCCAUACUUCAACUUUCCAAAAUGAUGUAGCAUCACUUCACUUCACAAUUGAUACCGCUGAUAUCAUAGGAAAGUGGACGGUCUUCUUUUUCCUAACUGUGAUGUGUUGUUUUUACCAUAUCUAUUUUUUUUUGGAAUCGUUCAUAUCCGUCUAGAAGUGUAUGGUUUGGGUUUCAGUUAAAUAGAAUGUAACAGCGGUGCCUCAUAUUUAAGUUUGUUUUGUAAUAAACACAAGGGCACUGUGUGUACUUGUUAGCUCUCCUUGUAAUCUACUCACAUAUCAUUUCUCAAAAUUCAUCCAUCUCUGAAACCUUAUGGUACCUCUAUUUAACUGACAUUCUUGCCAGCAUUCAAACAGCAUGUGCAGUACAGUGAUGUCAAGCAUAUCAAUUUCAUUCACAUGCAAAGUUGAGUAUGCAAUACAAUAAGCCGGGUAUUUUUAUCAAUAGUUGUAACCAUAGUACGGGUCAAUAGUUUGUACUACAUAUUUUGCCGUUUUUUUCCUAUAGUGCAAUGGUUUUUCUACUUAUGCUGGAUUGUUGAUGGCUUGGAGGCUUGUUAGUCUCUGAUAAAUACCGCUGUUCUACCUCAUUGUCAUGGAACCAAGACAUGUGUUAGACACUCACAAUAGUUACUGUCUCUUAAAAUGUCAGUCUGUAGUUAAAAGUUAUAGCAUUUCUCUAUGUGUAAAGUUUAUCUUCCAUUGUCUAAUAAUCAUUCUAUUGUCAAUGUAUUAAUGUUACAUGUAAUGAUGUUUGGAACCUUAUUUUUGAUGUAGUGAGAGUGUCACAAAUUUGUUGCUCUCAUUUGAAUUCAUUUCUCCUCCUGCUUUAUUUUUCCCUAAUCAUUGGUGCAAACUGUCAAGGUGCUUUUGUGCUUUUUUUUGUGGUGGUUGCACUUUCCCCUACCACAUCUAAUUUUCAUAUCAAUCUCGAUGGUCCUGAAUUUAAAAUCAAACUGCUUUUAUUGUUGACAAUCGGUAUUUCUCUUCUUGACAUUUGUGCCAUUGAUUCAUUAACAUUUCAUUGUUAAGAGAUUUUCCUCAUCAUAUGAAAAACAAAAGUAAAAAAAUUAUUCUGAGUACAAAUUGUGAGAAUGUCUAUUUUUUAAUUGAUAGGCACAACCGGGUAUGUUAAGUGUUAUUAAAAUGCAUCUUCAUCCAAACUCUGUUGUAAAUUUUGUGGAAUGGAAUGUGCCAUUCCUGUUUGUGAAAAGUAAGAGAGAGAUUAACUGUCAGACAGUGUCUCUUUAGUGUAGAUUUGUUCAUUGUGCAUAUAGAGAUCUUUGGAAGCUUUGAGUAAGACAAUGUCACACAUAUGGAGGCAAUCACAAAAUUACCUAGAAGUUGUUAGUCUUUGUAUUAUAUUACUAUUAUUACUUCAAUUAUCGUGAUUAGAAUGACUAAAGCUACUUUUACUUAAUCACCAUCAUUGUUCAAAUUAAUUUAUGUAAGUUUGUUAUGGCACAAAUUACAUGCAACAUUUGUGAAUUGUUUAGAAACCUUAACCUGUUCUGAUUGAAUCGUUGCCAUUGGUUCUCCUUCAGGCAAAACUGUUGGCAAGGUGUUGUUACAUCUCUGAUAUAUCACGUCCUGAUUGUGCUAACCAUUUGGAAGAUGUAAAAGUUGUCUUUUCAUUAGCAACUGAAGAUCUGGUUGAGCAUGAGCAUGGUUGUGAUGAUUGUUCUUAUGUAAUGAUUUUCUUUCUUAAAAAAAAAAAGUUUGAUUGGCUCCACAUGUGAUGACGGUAAGUUAGUUGAAUGAAGGAACGAAAAUGCAGUGCUCUGUGAUUAUUGGAAGUAAUUCGUUUAAAAGAUGUGAUCAUUUCUUUACUCAUAUAAAAUUGAAUUAUCUUUAUUAUAAAUAUAUAUACUCAUAUACCUCUAUUUUUUUGUUGUUUGGAUUAAAAAGUGGGAUUUCUAUCUAAAAAAAUUGCUGUGCUAACUGCCAAAUUUCAUGUGAAGAUGCACCAUGUCCUAUAACAGAACAUGAAUCAAUUAGAUAAUUUACAUAUCCCUUCUCACAAAUCUGUGCCAAUGUAUUGUGACUGUAAAUAAUUUCAUUUAGUUGUUUUUCAUGUGUACAUAAUCAGUCACAUAACAUCAGUCAUAAUAUCAUUUACUACUGUAUAUAGAGUAUGCUGUUUGCUGAACAUUGUGAAUAUUCUGUACAUAUGUACAUAAAUGACAAACACAUUGGAUCAAGAAAAAUUGCACAUCAAAGUAUAUUUAAAAUGUUAUAUAUCUUCUAUAUCAUUUCAUAUCAAUAUGUAAAGAAUUUGCAUUGAUAUUUCAAGGAAAGGACUCGACAGGACAUCUUCCCUAGGUUUUAGGAAAUGCGCUUAGAUAUGUCAUCUGCACUUACAUUCUUCUUGAUUUUGCAUAUCAAGGCUAAACUUAUGAAGCCUUUCUGGAACUCUCUGCUAAAUGUUUUGGAGCCCAUGUGGCUCUGUUUUAGCCUUUCUCCUGUCAGCUCCCUGUGGUCUUUAGCCUUGUAUGCGUUUACUCUGAAAUUUUUGUGAUGAUGUUUGGUCCCACUUUAUUCUUGUUUGUAAGCCUGAUGUGAUUAAGUUUGUAUUAUCUGUGAAUCUACUAUCAUCUCCUCAGUUGUCAUUAUUACACUUAUUGCAUUGAAAUCAUAUGUUAAGUAUUUAACUUUUUUUUCUAGUGUUUUUGUUUGCUUUUUUUUUUGGUUGUAAUCAUAUUUUUACGGUCAAAGACAACCAGCCAAUUGAAACAAUCUUGCAGCAUUGUAAUGUACCAUUCAUUGAAAAGGGAGAGGUAAAAUUUGCAGAGUUCUUGCUCUUCAGGUACCAUCUAAAUGGUGCUUUUACGAUGCUUCAAAAUACCUUUUAUUGAGCAAAGACUGUUACUUUAAAACAAAAAAAAAGGAUACUAAUAAAAUUUAAAUAUGAUUGUUUAUUUGACUGAAAAGAACUGAUCACUCAUAAAUUAAUCGACUUAAUUUAGACAUCUAAUUAUUUAAUAUUAUUAGUGAUUAUGUACCAAAGAUGCAUGAUUAUUUAUAUUUGUGUUGAGCCCGUUAUGAUUGUGGAAUGGCUUUUUGGACUUGACCAUGUUCUCCCAUUUUUUUCUUCAUUUGUUUUAAUGCAAUUGUUUCAGUCUUGAAAAGACGUGUUGGCAUUAUGUUUUGCUAUUGUUUGUUGCAACUAAGUUGCAAUAAAGUUACUGCAGUUUUGUUAAGAUAUUUUCUUUUGUUUCUUGAGAUCAAGACUUUGAUGAUGAGUUAAGGCUGUUUUCUUUGUGUUAUUUUUUGGAAAACCAGGUUUAGGAGUGAACAGUUACCCUCUUUGAGCUGGGCCCCAAUUGCAAGCUUCAAAAUUAUUGGCAUGAGCGAGCUGCAUAAAGGAUCCAUCUAGUAACUACCUGUUAUCUCAUUACAUUGAGGGCUAACUUAUGUUUACAUCAAUCCUGCCAACCUUUCCUUUGAAUUAGCUUUUGUUUCGUUUGAGCUGUAGAUAUGGUUCAGUUGCUGUCUCAGGGGCUUUUUGUUCUUUUUACGUCUUGUUACAAUUCUUACUUUAUUCACCAUCCAAGAUUUCAACUAUGCAUUCCUCACAUAAGGCAGUUGGGGUUACAUGCACUUUAAGCUGCUUUUAUUAAGAAAGAGGUGAAAGGUUCACUUUUUUCUUUUGUUUGUUUGUUUAUUUGUUUAGAAAAAAAUUGUUGUUUUGUUUUGGAAUGGUUUGUUGCCACUAUUAAUGUUCAGAUUAGUUUCUCUCAUGUGGUCCAGACAAGUCAGGUUUUAACUAGAGUUGGGUAUUUUCAUUGAGCUGUAAAUCAUGCAGAAAUGUAAGUUAAUUUCUCUUACUCACCGCGCUCUUGAGAAGGUUUAGCGCACUGGCCUCCCACUCUGUACACACUGUGUAGGUGAUUGUAACUCUCUGUAAAUAUGUGUGUUUACAAUUUUAGAUCGCUUUGAUUUGUUGUGAAACAUGUCUCCUUCGAUCACUAAUUUCUAUGUGUGAGUACUUAGUGCUCCCAUCUUUCAAUCAUUACAUGGAUAACUUACAAGCAUUGUUGCCUUUGUGGCCUUAUCUGCGGCACAAAAGUCAAAAUGUGUUUUAAGUCUUUAGUGCUACAAAAUUUGUUCAAAAUAGCAUAAUUUUAUGGGUAAUUGUAGAUUCAGUAAUAAUUGGAUGAUAUAAUCAGUGACAAUGGUUGUGAUCAAUUUAUUCUUUUCCAGGUAUUCAGCUUUGAUAAUAAUGUACUUGUGCUAUGCAAACGGGUGACUUUGUUUGUUUUCAUUUACUUUCAUCCAGUUAUCACUCUCUAUAUAUAUUUAUGCUCAGGAAAAAAUAAACAACUCAGGGGCUUGUGUGUUAAUUCAGCUGUUUUUAUCAUUAUAAGAUUAUUUGUGUGUGUUAAAUCAGAGACACGGGUUUUAUCACGUCAGGCUGUUGUCAACAUUUAAGGACCUUCCAGCUUGUUUUUUGUGGAAGACACUGAUGAAUUUUUAGAAUACAAACCAUGUUAAUUGUUUAUUCCCCUCCUGUGUGUUGAAUCAUAGCUGUUGUGUUAUGGAACGGUGUUUAAAUGUUAGGAACAUUUACUUUAAGUAAUAGUGCUGAGUUGAGCUGGGCGAACCUGAAACUCCUAUGGCAUGAUUUUCUGUAUGUCAUCUUCAUCUGCGAGAACUGAACUCCCUGUUGCCUUAUUUAUUCUGUGUUUCUUCACCAUUUUCUCUCCUUCAGAGAGAAGCACAAAGUGGACCUAUUUUUUUAGUACCAAUUUUGCCAUAAUACCUACCAACCAUAGUACCUCAUAAAAAUGUUCAACGGACAUGUACCUCAAUGCAUCAUUAUAAUAGUACUGGUAUUUGUUGUUACAGACUGUAUUAAGGUUGAUUACCAUUUAAAUGGAUGAGUGAGUGCACUAAUAUUAGAUAAUUAGGUUUACAUAUUCAACAUCUUUUAUUGUCAUUUCUUUUUGUUAUUGGACACCAAUUUAAUUCUAUUUUAUAUAGUUUUUGUGUUUUUAUAUUCUGUCCAACCAUCAUCAGCUUGCAGUUAUAGAUUUCUCAAGCUACAAAUGUAGUUGCAUAGUUUUAGUUGUUUCCUUCAUUCUGAGAGUUCUUGUCUGAACAAAAGAGACAACUCUUUAAAGACGUUUUUUUUUUCAAAUAGUAAGCAAUUCAGGCAGAUUCACAAGCAUAUCAAAAAUGUUAGCACAUGAUAAAUGUUGUCCUGUCUGAGUGUGAAAUAUAAUAUGAAAGAUUUCA